AUGGUAGAAUCUUUAGCAAGAUCUGACUCACAGAUGUCUGAUGGAAUGGGAUGGGAUGAUUACGAGUACGAAAGUGUACCAGACUUGACCCUAGACCACUAAAUGUCAAGAGAUUUCGGGCCGAAAUUAACUAGAGGAUUUUCUUUCACGAUUUUAGAUAAAGUAGAAAUCGAGUCUAAACAAGAUCAAUACAUUAGUUAAAUCAGAGAGACUUUAGAAGUAAGUGACUGUAUUGCAAGAUCCUUACUGAUAAGGUUUUUAUGGGAUAAGGAGAAGUUAAUUUAGAAGUACUAUGAUUCAGAAGAUUUGGUUAAAGAGUUAUUUAACUAUGAUAGACAUUGCGGAAUGAAAAUAGAUGUAUCAUCCCAAGCCCCAUAUCUUUGCCCAGUGUGCUACAUGGACACAAAUAAUCCUAUUAGUAUGGAGUGUGGACAUGCUUUCUGUGAUGAGUGCUACAGAGAGUAUUUAUAAAGUUAGAUUUUAUUAGGUCCAGACUCUAUAAACACAACAUGCGCACAAUCAGGUUGCAAACUAAUCAUACCAGAGAAUCUGUUCUAAAAGUUGUGCACAAAAGAAGGAUAUCAGAAAUAUUACUAUUACUUUAAAAAGUCCUUUAUUGACAUUAACAAGACCACCAAGUGGUGUCCUGCUCCGAACUGCAGUUAUGCAGUGGAAUAUCCAUCAAUGAAAUCAACUGAUGUCGUUUGCAAAUGUGGAAACGAUUGGUGCUUUAAAUGUCUGAGAAAAGCGCACAGGCCAAUAGACUGUGAACUUCUGGUUAAGUGGUGCGAUAGAAUCGAUUUAGGUCAGGAUGAUACAGACAUUUGGAUCAAACUUAACACCAAAUAGUGCCCAAAAUGUAAAGCAUCAAUUCAAAAGAAUUAAGGUUGCAUGCACAUGACAUGCUCAUAGUGCAGAUAUGAGUUCUGUUGGUUAUGUUUAGGUGAUUACAGAAAUCAUACUGCUGAGACUGGCAGAGGAUUAUGCAACUCUUUUGAGGAUGUUGUCGCAGUGGGAAGAGGCAAACAAGAUGAAAUGGAGGAGAAGAUGAAGCUAGAUUUCAUGCUGAAAAAACUUGAUCAUUAUAAAACUAGAUAUACUGAGCAUUACAAAGCCAUCAGUUUUGCUCAGAAAAAGAAGUUGGAGAUUUAAAACUAAAUCAAAAAUUGCAUUGAGAUCAAUAAUAAAUAUGGUCCAAGAGAUUUCGUUUUUCUGGAAGAGAUCGCAGAACUAGUCAUCAGAGCUCGUAGAGCAUUAACAUACACCUACCCAAUGCGUUUCUACUUGGAGAGUCCAGCUAAGCAGAUCUUUUUUGACUUUAUCCAAUCAGACUUGGAAACAUCACUUGAAAAACUUAACAAAAGAAACGAGGAAGACUGGCAGUUACAUCUGGAAGUCGAUGGCUACGGAGCCAUCCAUCUUGGAGAGAGAUUCUUCAAGUAUAAAUAAGAUGUAAAUAAUCUAAGGAGUGCUGUAGAGACGCAUUUUAGUAAGGUUAUAAACUAGAUCGAGGCAGGUCUCCCUGAUAUUCAAGACGAAAUCGAUAAAGUUCUUGGUGAAGCAGACAACUUCCACAAAGCAACUCAAUGGACUUGCCCGACAUGCACAACAAUAAACCCCAUAGCCCACGAAACUUGUAACAUUUGCAGAACCAAACAGCCUAAGAUUGUGGCUAAAAGAUGA
Stylonychia lemnae is the source of this 1683-nucleotide messenger RNA. The record is from the annotation of a GenBank genome assembly. Lineage: Eukaryota; Ciliophora; Spirotrichea; Sporadotrichida; Oxytrichidae.